AGAGCGUCUGAUGUUGCCGAUGACUGCCUGUGAUUGGCGCCUUUGGGCCGACGACUCUCGAGUGGUUAGGUCCCGCCCUCUUGCCGGUUAGGUUGAGAACUUCAGAUAAAGCCGGGGGAGACCAGCAGCAGCCAAACGAGGUUAGACAGAUUAUUGGAGAAACAGUUUGCUAUCUUCUUAUAAAAUAGCUGUGUAGGUUAAGCCCCGUGAACGAUGCUGUCCAGAUUGAGGGUGGCGAUCAGGCCGUGUGCCUGCGCGUCCCGCACUUUACACACCAAAGAGAAGGGCAAGCCGCUUAUGCUGAAUCCAAGAACAAACAAGGGCAUGGCAUUUACUUUGAAAGAAAGACAGCUCCUGGGUCUGCAGGGACUACUGCCUCCUAAAAUAGAGACCCAGGAAAUUCAAGCCAUGCGCUUUAAAAGAAACCUGGAGAAAAUGGCUGAUCCCUUACAGAAGUACAUCUACAUCAUGGGAAUCCAGGAGAGAAACGAGAAAUUGUUUUAUAGAAUACUUGAGGAGGAAAUAGAGAAUCUCAUGCCAAUUGUCUACACUCCCACCGUGGGCCUGGCAUGCUCACAGUAUGGGCAUAUCUUCAGGAGACCAAAGGGGUUAUUUAUUUCCAUCUUCGACAGAGGCCAUAUAAGGUCCAUUCUGAAAAAUUGGCCAGAAACCGAUGUAAAGGCAGUGGUGGUGACUGAUGGAGAGAGAAUCCUGGGGCUGGGAGACCUGGGCGUAUAUGGGAUGGGGAUUCCUGUGGGGAAACUGUGCCUUUACACAGCUUGUGCUGGAAUCAGACCCGAGAAGUGCCUUCCUGUCUGCAUUGAUGUCGGAACGGACAAUCCAUCAUUGCUGAAGGAUCCCUUUUAUAUGGGUCUUUACCAAAAGCGAGAUCGUUCCGAGCUCUACGAUGAACUUAUUGAUGAGUUCAUGGAAGCCAUUGCUGAAAUAUAUGGUCAGAACACCUUGAUUCAAUUUGAAGAUUUUGGGAACCAUAAUGCCUUCAGAUUCCUGAGAAAGUACAGGGAAAAAUACUGCACCUUUAACGAUGAUAUCCAGGGCACUGCAGCGGUGGCACUGGCGGGGCUGCUGGCUGCACAGCAAAUCACCGGUAAACCCAUCACAGAGCAGAGGGUUCUGUUCCUGGGAGCAGGAGAGGCAGCCCUUGGAAUAGCUGGUCUAAUUGUCAUGGCGAUGAUGGACAGUGGUGUAUCUCAAUCGGAAGCCAGGAAGAAAAUCUGGAUGUUUGACAAGCACGGUUUGCUGGUACAGGGCCGAUCAGAGGGUAAUGACAUGAACCAGGAACAAUUUGCUCACCAACCCCCUGCAGAAACGGUGAACAGUUUUCUAGAUGCCGUUAAUGUGCUCAAACCUACUGCAAUUAUUGGAGUGUCUGGUGCAGGUAGACUUUUCACCAGUGAAGUCCUCCAGGCUAUGGGCACCAUCAAUGAGCGCCCCAUUAUAUUCGCACUGAGCAAUCCCACGGCAAAGGCUGAGUGCACGGCUGAGGAUGCAUACACAUUGACACAGGGGCGUUGCUUGUUUGCCAGCGGCAGCCCUUUUGAGCCAGUGACAUUGAGUGAUGGCCGUGUUUUUAAACCAGGUCAAGGGAACAAUGCCUACAUAUUUCCAGGUGUGGCUCUUGCUGUGAUCCUUAGCGGAGUGCGUCACAUCAGUGAUCAGGUGUUUCUGGAGGCUGCAAAGGCACUAGCCGAACAGCUGACUGAGGAGGAAAUGAGUCAGGGCAGACUCUACCCACCACUUUCUAACAUCAGGGAGGUUUCCAUACGCAUUGCAGUAAAGGUCGUUGAAUAUGUGUAUGCCCAUGGCGUCGCCUUCCACUAUCCAGAGCCUUUGCAUAAAGAGCAAUUCAUCAGAUCGAAGAUUUGGAACAUAGAGUACGAUUCCUUUUUGCCUGACCUUUAUGAUUGGCCAGAAUCUGCAGCAAAACCGCCCAAACUCAAGUGAAGUUACUGUCCCCAAACAAGGAGACCAUGAGCAAAGUUAGUACUGACGGAUCAGCCCCCUUUUGUUUUGUAAUUUCACGCCCUUUAUUUGUUUAUUUAAUAUCAUUUUCAUAUUUCUUUCCCUUUUCAAUUCUACCUACCACAGGGAUUCUAUUUCUGCCUUUUAAGAAGGUUUUCAGGUUAAUGUCACUAACAUUGGAUUAAGCUCACUUAUUUUAAGUAAUUUAAUCGAUACAAUCAAUAGCAUUUAAUGAUUAAGACAAUACAGGGCUUCAUCUCAUUUUCCCCUAUUUGUCAUCUUUUGUGGGUAUAUUGUGCCUUUGUUAUACUUGUCUAUUAACCACCUUACUGUGUUUAUUUUACCAAUUUAUUUGCUUUUAAUACAUCUAGUUGCAAAUCGCCUUUGGACAAGUAUUCAAUAGCUACACUUGUCAUACAAAGAAAAAAUAUAUAAUCUUAUAAACCAUAGGGCUCUCUUGCCGUCCAAUUUAUAACAGAAAUUUGGUCCAUUGCAUUACAGGGCCAUUAUUUAUGACUUGCAUAGAUUUAAAAUGUCCUUCAUGCUUAUAAAAUUAUUUCAUGUGAUGUGACUUUUUGUUGGUGAAAGCAGAUGAAGAACAAGGGAUGUAAAAGCUUUGUGUAAAUCAUAAAUCAAUGAAACACAACACAGUUAUGUCAGAAUGCAAAAUGUUUAACUAAGACUGACAUUCAGUGAAUAAAACAAAUGAAUAAAAUCCUUUUGUUUUUUACCAACUGCCCCUUUUUUAUUUUCAUCUAUUCUAAUUUGUUAAUACAUAUUAAUAAUGAGUGUAAUGUGUUUUAUAGAAAGUGAGUCUACUUGAGUGCACUGAAGACCAUUAUUGAAACUCCUGUUGUCUGAAAUUAUUUACCAAAAGUAUAUCUCCUCAUCAUUGACAUAGGUGUGAGAUGUACUGCUAUAAAAUAGCUUGUUUUAUGGACUUUAUUUUUGUAAUAGUCUGUUGCCAUUUUUAAAAAUGCAGUACAUCAGAUUUGUUACCGUACCUCUGUUCCAGUAUGUUUAUAUUCUGCAUAUAUUGUCAUUCUGCUAAAUAAAGUUUUAUUUUAGCUCUAUUUCUAAUAAUUACCCUUUUUUAAAAUCUAGAUUAUGUAUUUAAAAAUCAGAUUUAAUUUACAAUUCUUACACAACAAAAAAAUCUCUAACUUUGAUUUUAAAAUACCUUUUGGUUACCUUUAGAACAGCUGGUUAGUUUUAAAUAAAUAUAUUUUCGAAACAGACACAAUACAACACUGCUUAAUCUCAAGUCAACAAACUAGCUUUAUUUGUGUAUUUCUUUGUUAUUCUUUAUUUUAGGAUGUUUUUGAUUGGUACAAUGCCCAUAAUGUAAAAUGUAUAAACUGUUGUACCAUUCAAAAGUAAGUGUUUCUUGGUAUUCUGAUGUAGAACCAAGUAUAUAAUCUUUUACAUGCCAACAGUUUCACUUCCUCUUCCUAAUCAGCUGGUGUUUUGGAUAGUGUCACAUGAUGAGGACCCAAAGGUGACUCAGCUGACAAAGUUUGGUUAUUUACUCUGAAGAAACUGAAGUCGUGCAUUGUCACACAAUUAUAUCUUUAUUUCUUUAAUUGUUUGUUUAUUUACUGUCAAAUUGCUUUAGCCAUUUUACAUUGUAUUACUGUAUUUCUUUUUUUGUAUACUAAAUCAAAUGUGUAAUCGUGUAACAUUAAAUGUAUUAAAUAAUGUAACUUAGGUGAUAA
Messenger RNA from Acipenser ruthenus (sterlet), 3698 nucleotides. RefSeq names its product NAD-dependent malic enzyme, mitochondrial-like. The transcript has 16 exons. The record is from RefSeq and is a predicted model, not a curated record. Gene Ontology annotation, molecular function: malate dehydrogenase (decarboxylating) (NAD+) activity; malate dehydrogenase (decarboxylating) (NADP+) activity; NAD binding. The coding region runs from base 214 to 1965 and encodes 583 amino acids. Gene Ontology annotation, biological process: malate metabolic process; pyruvate metabolic process. Gene Ontology annotation, cellular component: mitochondrion. NCBI's taxonomy places the organism in Eukaryota, Metazoa, Chordata, Actinopteri, Acipenseriformes, Acipenseridae.